AUUGGGCCAUGCGCUGCCGAUCAACGCUGCUAAAGUAAAAGGUUUAAGCGCAUUUGCGAGCCAUCUCAGCAAUCAGUUUGUCUGCUUUAUUCAAGAAGUCAAAAGCGAGUGUAAAACCGUUUUAAAUAAAGUUCGUCAGGCAGAAGAAUGGCUUCAACGUUAAUGCAUUUGAUGCGUUUAUUGCCGAUUCAGAUAAUAUUUCUCAUUUAUCAUAGUAAUGCAACAGACUUACUGUCCAGCCUGUCAGUAGUGCAAGUGGAGCCGUCAACACGUGUUUUACAUGACAUUAGUAGUUCGCCAAGUUAUCGCCAUAGCUUUCAGGACAUAGAAACACAAAGUCAACUUAUUCGUCAAGAAGUCAGCCGUGAACAAUGUGCCCUUUACAAAGUUGUCAUGAGUCAGCAACUUUAUUUCGAGUAUAUCCACUACAAAAUCAGUCUUCCGGAUCUCAAGGAAUUUACUCUUUGCAUGUGGACAAAGUUUACUAAUCAUACAAAUGAUCAUCCAUUAUUUUCAUAUGCAGUGCAAGGGCAACCACGGGCCAUUCUGUCAUGGAUAGCUAAUACUGAACGCAGCUCUUACUAUAUGAUGAGUGUGGAUGGACACAAUCUUUAUCGAUUAAAUUAUCCACUACAAUUAAAUAAAUGGUAUCAUUCCUGCCAAAGUUGGAAUGGCCACACUGGAGAGUGGCAAAUUUGGAUCAACGAUGAACGUGUAGGAAGAGGAUUCAACAACCGGCUUGUUGGGCAUAUAAUCAAAGGAGGUGGAGUUGCUAUUUCUGGUCAGGAACAAGGACAACUGGAUCAAGGCCUUUUGAAAAGUGAUUUGCUGGCAACAGUGACUAUUGGUAUGCUAGGCGAAUUAACUAUGUUACAACUAUAUCACGUUGCUCUCACGGCUGGUAAAGCUCAUCGGGACCACAAGCAUCACCAUGCUCAUCAUUUUGAGCAUAACUCUGACAACCAUUUGUUAUCUUCUACAAAAACGCAAGUACCGGUCACUGGACCACCCCUUCCAAUAAACCCUUAUAUUACUGGUGGCCAAAUCAAUCAUCAGGUUAAGCUUAAUCCAGGAGCGCAUAUUCAGAUAAUACAGAACGGUGUAACUUUGCGUCACCCAAAUACGCCUUCAGCUGCGAAAGUGCCUCAGCCAUUACCGCUUGCAAUUCAACCUGCUUUAGCGACUACCGAACAUAGUCUUACUUCAUCCCAGCCAAAGUUAUCUUAUAAUUUUGUUAAAACUUUAAUAGAUAUUGGUGGCAGCAAUAUUCCGAGCAGGAGUGAUGUGCCCGUCAGUGAAUAUAGUUUUGUUAACAGGCAAUAUCGACACACCUUUGCCACUAAACCUGUACUAUUUAGUGAACAAAUAGUUACAUAUCCGCAGCCAGAAAGCCAGUUGAAUGGAAGAGUUAAUGAGGACAUUAAUCAAAUGGACAAACUUGUAGAGCUUAAGAAAAUAACUAAAAGAAGUACUCUUAAUAAAAGUAUCAAAAAGGUAAACCCUAUCGUUUCGCCAGUAGAGACACUUAUGGACAAAAAGAAGCGUGGUAUCGUGUUUGUAGAUGGUUCCAAAGUGGAUGAGUCUUACCUUUAUCAAAGACCACAGCUUUUGACAAACGAUGAUAAUACUAAUUUCUUUGCUGGUUUAAGAAGCUAUGGAAUAAUACCGACUGAAACUGAUGUUGAUUUGCGCACAAGCAAUCAGGAGGAACGUGAACCCGCUGAGGAGGAAGUUAGAAGGGUUAUGAAUAUUUGCAACGGUUGUAUAAAAGAACCAUUCGAAAGAGCACUUGCCAUGUCUUGGCGUAGAGUACCUAAAAAAAUUUAUUCUGGUGCACUUCAUGUACCUGCUGAUCAAAACUGUAAAGCAUUUUGAUUAUUUAUUCGAAUAUUCAUUUUAAUAAAAUCAAUAAUUUUGUCUCAAAAAUAGGGCUAUACUUACAAAAUAUAAUUCCAUCAUGACUUAUAUACUGAACAUUUUUAAUAAGAGUUAAUUAAAAUUUUAGAAAUAGUACAAAAAACAUUUCUCAACAGCCUUAAGAUUUGAUGGGCUUGAAUUUACUAUCGUUUACGUUGUACUUAGCUUCUAUUAUUUUACCUAAGUUCGCAAAAAUUACAAGUAUGCUAAGUUGUACAAAAGUUAUUUUUCUAAAAAUUAUAAAUAAGUUAAUAUAAAUCAAUAAUGUAAUAAAAAAUUAAAUGAAAAAGUAUAAUAUAUUUCAAUUUUGGAGAAAUCCAAAAAAGUAUGAAAAAAUAAAUACCUAAA
Nasonia vitripennis (jewel wasp) is the source of this 2265-nucleotide messenger RNA. RefSeq names its product b6 (gene b6). The record is from RefSeq and is marked validated. NCBI's taxonomy places the organism in Eukaryota, Metazoa, Arthropoda, Insecta, Hymenoptera, Pteromalidae.